CCGAUCCUCUUCCUCUAUAAAGCCCGGUCCGCAGCAUCGUCUCCGCGACACAGACGGUCGCCACUCGCCCACGCACCAGCCAUUAACGCGCAGCUCGCAUAACCUUCCUGUUUCUCUCCUCCUCUCCGUUGUCAUGGCGGACCAGCUCAGCGAGGAGCAGAUUGGCGAGUUCAAGGAGGCGUUCAGCCUCUUCGACAAGGACGGCGAUGGUAGCAUCACCACCAAGGAGCUUGGCACCGUGAUGCGUUCCCUUGGCCAGAACCCAACCGAGGCUGAGCUGCAGGACAUGAUCAACGAGGUGGAUGCCGAUGGCAACGGCACCAUCGACUUCCCAGAGUUCCUGAACCUCAUGGCCCGCAAGAUGAAGGACACCGACUCCGAGGAGGAGCUGAAGGAGGCCUUCCGUGUUUUUGACAAGGACCAGAACGGUUUCAUCUCUGCAGCUGAGCUUCGCCAGGUGAUGACCAACCUCGGGGAGAAGCUGUCCGAGGAGGAGGUCGAGGAGAUGGUGCGCGAGGCCGACGUGGAUGGCGACGGCCAGAUCAACUACGACGAGUUCGUCAAGGUCAUGAUGGCCAAGAGAAGGAAGCAGAGGAUAGAGGAGAGGAGAGCGCCGGCCAAGAAGAAGAACGUGGCGGCUGCAAAGAGUGGCCAGAAAUGUACUAUCCUGUAGUCGAAAUCAAUCGUUCACGCUCAUGGUGUGGUGGGCUCGGAAUGCUUGGUCCCGGUGGCCGGGGCAUCUGAGCUAUGUGUUGUAUCAGUCAGUGUACUAUGUAUCGGGAGCUAUAUACGCCCUAGAAAUGGAUUUAGCUGUAAAACAUCCAACAGUUCCAGGCUGAGAGAAAGAAAUAGCAAUGGACCGUUUUAGUCGA
Lolium perenne is the source of this 872-nucleotide messenger RNA. RefSeq names its product calmodulin-3. Gene Ontology annotation, molecular function: calcium ion binding. Gene Ontology annotation, cellular component: myosin II complex. The record is from RefSeq and is a predicted model, not a curated record. Lineage: Eukaryota; Viridiplantae; Streptophyta; Magnoliopsida; Poales; Poaceae.